Molecule: messenger RNA, 1012 nt
Organism: Carassius gibelio (silver crucian carp)
Lineage: Eukaryota; Metazoa; Chordata; Actinopteri; Cypriniformes; Cyprinidae
Exons: 5
Coding region: 41-535 (164 amino acids)
Source: RefSeq, a predicted model, not a curated record
AUCUCUAUCUGUGCACUGACAGGACGCACAGAUCUUCACCAUGCAAACGAGAAUCCUGUUGCUGACUCUGACCCUGACGCUGGGGAUCAGCAUGAUGGCAUCAGGAGAACCGCUUCACGCUCAGUGCAAGGUCAUCUGGCUCUUUGCGAUCCCAUGCCAGGACGUUUAUGUGAGUUUGGUGAACCAGAUCAAGGCCUGGAAAGGCAUGUCCGGCUGUAUAACUGUUGGACAGAGAUGCCUGUAUGAGCUGGUGUCUGCUACACCUUUCCACAUCACAGCCAAACACACCAACAGAGAGUGGACCAGCAAAGAGGAUCUCAACUUUCACCUGGUGUCAACCGAAGAAUCAGUGUGUAGAGUGACGGGGUUUUCUAUCUCUAAAGCGUGGGCCAAGGUGGAAGACAACGGCAUCACAUACUGCACUCUCUACAACCUCGUUGAGGGCAGCGGGCUGGUGGACGCUGCGGGUUAUAAGCAGUACACAAAUGAAUGGAUUUGUCUGGAUUACUCGACUGCCAACUGCACCAUCUACUGAUGAGAUCUGUUGGGCUUUGAUAGGAUUUAAAGAGAUAGUUCACCCAAAAAUUAAUUCUGUCAUUAAUUACCCUCAUGUCGUUCCAAACCUAUAAGACCUUUAUUCAUCUUCUGAACACAAAUUAAGGUAUUUUUGAUGGAAUCUGAGAGCUUUCUGACCCUCCAUAGACAGCAAUGAUGUUACCACCAUCAACGCACAGAAACAUAGCAAGGACACCGGUAAAGUAGUCCAUGUGACAUUUGGGGUUCAACCGUAAUUUUACGAAGCUAAGAGAAUACUUUUUGUGCACAAAGAAAAUAAUAAUAAUAUCAUUUAUUCAGCCAUUUUUCUCCCCGAGUUUCCUUCUUCAGCAUUGUUUAUAUCCAGCAUACGCACACUGUCUAUUGAAUGUAAACAAAGCGGACUGUUUGUGGAAGAUGGUAACUCUGGGAGAAGAAUUGUUGAAUAAAUUGUGUUGUUGUUUUCUUUGCGCACAAA